CUGUGGUACCUCUUCACUUAGAACUCGAACAUUUCAAGGGAAGUCGUGAUUCGACUCAUGAUCGAUACCACACAGCACACAAUGUUCUCCAGUCAAAAGUGACGUUGCGCAACUCGUGACUGCGACGACUCAUAUACCCGCGACGAAUCUGCACAGCUGAGUGCUGGAUCUAUGAAUGGAUUCAGAAGUCCCGUCGCCACCCAAGACGUGAAGCGAGCGCUUCCUCAUUCGAAACAGCGCACAUACACAACUCAUCGCAGGGCGACCACUAGCGCCGUGCUCCAGAACGUAAGACGUGGUCAGUCUGUGUUGGGCAGCGAACGCACUCGACAGCCCCGCGUUGGGCGCUGGAUUGGUUGCCUUGCACGCACUUUCAACGCAUGUCGGGCACCAUGGCGUCUUCGCGUCCGACUGCACAGGGGGCGCAGCGCAUACGCGAGCAGGAUGUCCAAGAGCUGGUAGUAUGGGCUCCAUCGUCUGCAGCCGAAACCGGUCUGCCAACCCUGGACCCUUCCAGCUUGUAUGCUGCCAGUCUCCUGCGCUCUCGUGCCUCACUGGCUAGCGAUGCGGCGGCGAAUUCGAGCGGGUCUGUUUCUACAGAUGGGCCAUCGCUGCGCUUGGACCGGCUCAGGUGCCCUUCAGCGCUUCUUCACCCUGUCGUGCCAGCGCUGUGUCAAGUGAGGAGCGGCCUGGUCAUCGCGUCAGGAACAGAAGAGAUCCAAGAGUCGGUCUUUGCUGCUCUUUACGAAUGCACAACAGAGGAUGACAAACGGAGCAACGGCAGCAGAGCUGCGACCAAUACUUCGGCCGAUCUUUCUCGACCUGUCACUCCUCUAGCGCCCUCCAUCUCCCACUCUUCUAUUGCGGCUCUCCACAGUCUCGUCGAGGCGGAAUUGAUACCUUGCCUCCUCUAUCACCUCUGGUUCACUCCGCUCUUCAAAGCCUACAUCGUCCCAACCUACUCUCAAGGCCUGUGGUUUCCCCGCAGCCGCUCUACGCCUCACAGCCUAAGAACACAGCUCAGACCCUGGCUGAAGAGCAAGUUGAGGCAAAUUGGCCUUGGCGACAUGCUUGAUGAUGGACGCAUCGAGAAGGAGAGGGAGCAGGAAGAGCUGAUCAAGAAAGCUGGGGUACAAUUGAGGCUGAAGAAGGGCCUGGAUGAGAAAGAGCGGAGAGAGGUUCGACUAAAAUUUGGUCAGACCAAGCUUGCUGCUCACGUUGCAAAAGUGUUCGACACACUAUCGUCAGCAUUGAAUGAGCAAGCGUACUUUUCUGGAUCAGCACAGCCUUCGACGCUAGACGUCCUGCUCUUCGCCUACCUCGCCCCUUUGCUGCUCCCGCCGAGCGCGGGCAAAGUCUACGACGCGCUGGAAACGAGCUCCUUGACCUCCCUUUUGCACACCUACCGCAACCUCGUCUCGCAUACCGCAAGGCUUCGAAAGCUCUUGUGGCCCACAGAGGUGUCUGCCUCGGACGAUACCCACAGAGGCGUGAAUUGGCCCUUGCUGCCCAGCGACGAGCAACACGCACCCUCAACUGCACCGCAUUCGCAAACGGACGAAGGACUCAUCUUCGCGACAGGGCACGCAAUGGGCAGUCUUUGGUCGAGGCUGCGCACCCUUCCCCUUACGCUUCGUUCCUUGGCCGCUCCUCGAGCAACGCAAAUUCAAAGAGGCGGCGCAGGGCAAGAGCCAGAGAACGCGACGCAGAGAGCAGAAAGGAGAAGGAUCAUGCUCGGCAGAACAGCUUGGAUACUCACUGCUCUGAUCGGCAUCGUCGGCACUGCCUUUGCGAGCGGGCUGAUAGAAAUCGUCACAGAGGAAGAGGAAGAGGAAGAUGAAGAGGAAGAUGAGGAAGAGGAUGUCUUGGUCGAGGUGAUGGAGGUCGAUGAGGAUACUUUGAAAGACAACGAAGGCAGCGCAGCUACGGGCGUCGGGGACGAAGAUGAUGGAGCAUGGGCCACGGUUGGGCAGGAAGUGGGCAGAGAGGAUGAUGCCACGUCACACGAGAAUGAUGUCACCGAGACUGGUGACGUCCAAUGAGAACAAGAGUCUGCCGCCGAAACUGUCCGUGAAUGCUUGGUGAAGAUGAGGUAUAUGUUAAUAAUACACGAUAUGAGGCGUAGCUUGUACAUCGCUCUCGCGC
Messenger RNA from Ceraceosorus guamensis, 2145 nucleotides. RefSeq lists its product as hypothetical. The transcript has 3 exons. Gene Ontology annotation, biological process: mitochondrion organization. Bases 393 to 2042 code for a protein of 549 amino acids. Gene Ontology annotation, cellular component: SAM complex. The record is from RefSeq and is a predicted model, not a curated record. NCBI's taxonomy places the organism in Eukaryota, Fungi, Basidiomycota, Exobasidiomycetes, Ceraceosorales, Ceraceosoraceae.